Molecule: messenger RNA, 6152 nt
Organism: Prinia subflava (tawny-flanked prinia)
Lineage: Eukaryota; Metazoa; Chordata; Aves; Passeriformes; Cisticolidae
Product: 5-hydroxytryptamine receptor 5A-like
Exons: 2
Coding region: 116-1222 (368 amino acids)
Biological process (GO): G protein-coupled receptor signaling pathway, coupled to cyclic nucleotide second messenger; adenylate cyclase-inhibiting serotonin receptor signaling pathway; chemical synaptic transmission
Cellular component (GO): plasma membrane; dendrite
Molecular function (GO): G protein-coupled serotonin receptor activity; serotonin binding; neurotransmitter receptor activity
Source: RefSeq, a predicted model, not a curated record
CAUGGCGGGCGGCCGCUGAGCGGUGUGCGGCUCCCGCUCGCCGGCAGCGGGGCUGGGGACGGUGCCGGCGGCCCGGGAAGGGGCAGCGGUGAGGGGUCGAGCCCUGGUCCCGGGCAUGGCAGAGACCCUGAGCCCCUGCUCCCCACGGGGCCAGUGCCAGCCCAGCAUGGGCGCCAACACCUCGUCCGCCAACAUGGACACCAACGCCUCCUCCUCCUUGGCGGGUGGCAGCGCGUGGAGGAGCCGGGAGCCCUUCUCCGUCUUCACCGUCCUCAUCCUCACCCUGCUGGUGCUCCUGACCGUGGCCACCUUCCUCUGGAACCUGCUGGUGCUGGCCACCAUCCUGCGAGUGAAGGCCUUCCACCGGGUGCCGCACAACCUGGUGGCCUCCACGGCGGUGUCGGACGUGCUGGUGGCGGCCCUGGUGAUGCCGCUGAGCCUGGUGAAGGAGCUGUCGGCCGGGCGGCGCUGGCGGCUGGGCCGGGAGCUGUGCCUCGUGUGGGUGUGCUUCGACGUGCUGUGCUGCACGGCCAGCAUCUGGAACGUGACUGCCAUCGCCCUGGACCGCUACUGGUCCGUCACCCGGCAGCUGCAGUACACGCUGCUGGCCCGCCGCCGCAUCUCCAAUGUCAUGAUCGCUCUCACCUGGCUGCUCUCCGCCGCCAUCUCCCUGGCCCCGCUGCUGGGCUGGGGCGAGACCUACAGCCCCGAGCAGGAGCGCUGCCAGCUCAGCCAGGACCCGUCCUACACCAUCGUGUCCACGGGCGGGGCGUUCUACCUGCCCCUCUGCGUGGUGCUCUUCGUCUACUGGAAGAUCUACAAGGCGUCCAAGUUCCACAUGGGGGGCCGCAGGAGGAACGCCGUGGUGCCCCUGCCCGAGGCUGCCCAGGUGAAGGAAGCUUCGCAGGAACCACAGAUGGUGUUUACAGCUCGUCGUGCAGCUAUCACUUUCCAGACAGAUGGAGAAACAUGGAGAGAACAGAAAGAGAAAAAGGCAGCUCUGAUGGUUGGCAUCUUAAUUGGAGUUUUUGUACUGUGCUGGAUCCCUUUCUUCAUCACAGAAUUAAUAAGUCCCCUCUGUUCCUGCAACAUCCCGCCCGUCUGGAAAAGCAUCUUUCUUUGGCUUGGCUACUCAAAUUCUUUCUUUAAUCCUCUCAUUUAUACAGCAUUUAACAAAAAUUACAACAAUGCCUUCAAGAACCUUUUUGUAAAGCAAAGAUAAAAGGGGACACAGAGGAGAAAAUUAUUAUUUCAUAAUAGAGAGUUGUCUUGAGGGAAACGUGCCUGUGAGAUGUACAGUUUUCACGCAGAAGAGCUACUUAAGGGGAUUUAGGAGCAGUGAAAAAGAAGAUGGAAGAUGUCUGGAUAUAAACCUGCUGAGAGUUUACAGUUCCCCCUUAGAAACACAUGUGCUACUCCAGGAUUUGGCAAAGAAGGUGGAAGCAGGGAAUGCCUCCCGUCUGCUCUUCAGAUCCCAGGCUGGGAGCUGUGUGUGUGUCACACCCAGCGGGCUGAGCCAGCCCCGGGCCCUGCUGCAGCUCUCCUCAGCAAAGGCACGGUGGGAGCUGCGAACUGAGCAAUGCUGACACGUUUGUGACACGGGCAGGAUGCUGCUGAAGGGCUUUGAGAUUGAUCUGGAAGGGAAUAAACAUGCUGCAGUCCAUCAGUCCUUGAGGAGAUGUGAAAUUCAAGUGGAUGACCAAGCAGCUCAGAAAUAGACCUUGCCAGGAUUGAGGGGUUGUGUGCUCUGCAAGCAGCAGGGCUUGGUGGGCAGGCUUGGCCAAACAGGGAUCAGCUGUGUCCCUGGGAUGAAGUGAAGCUUAAGAGGCAAGUACAAAUUUAUUCAGAGCCCCUGAGAACGUGUUCUCACUGCUUCCACAGGAGGGUCUAGUGAGGAUUUUUCACCUGUGUUGUCCUCUCUCACUCUGCCAGGCUCAGGCUCUCCCUGUUUCCUGAAACCCAGGUGAGCUCAAGAUAGACACCAACACCUCCACGUGAAUGGUUAUUUCAUGCUACCAUAAAACUGAGCAGGCAUCUGUGUUACAAACACCAGACAGGAUGUUCAGUCACACCAGGUGUGCUGGCUGCAACAUGUGGCUGCUUGGCACUGGUAGGUGAGUGCCUGCACCGUGUCUGGGUGAAGUCCACAAUUUGUCAGCUGUAACAAAGGUAUUGAUGCCAUCAACAGGUCUAAAUGACUCCCCAAAACCAAAAGGGAUUCAAACCCAAGCCUUAAAGUGUUUUCUCAAGAUCUGACAAACACUCCUAACCUGAAAAUAUAUAUAUUUUUAUAAUAUAUACAUAAACAAUCUAUUUCCUUGGGUACUGCCAAGUCCAAUUUGCUCCAUAUUUGUUUCUCUGGUGGGUUUCACUUCCUCCCCUGCUGAGUGGGAGAGCUGACAGCAUCUCUGAGUAUUUCUAGCAUUUUUGCAGCUUUUUACUGGCACAGAGUCCCAGGAGGCUUAAGGGAGCUUGGCUGCCUCUCAGGAGCACAGUGUAUGGUGAGCUCAGGCAGUGCUGUUCCUCACACCUGCAGUGCUGUGACACUCCAGUGUGACCUGCUGUGCCUGCAGCCACCUGUGAGCCUUGCAUUCCUGCAGAGGAUGCUUCUCUCAAUUUCAGUGGCAAUUCAGAAGUUUUAAUAACCUAGAAUUGUAAAGAGUUGUUAGAUUGUGACUCAGACUUAAAUGCCAAUUUAAAUAACUUUCCCUUGUGACUCUCGACUUGCCUGCAUAUGGAAUAGCUACCAUUCAAACCAGUGUUUGGAGGCUUGAUCAAACCAGAAGGAAGGCACAUAUUAAGAGACUGAAUGUUACUAAAACCUGCAGCCUCAUUCAGAACCACUGACAAAUUUUUCAAGUCAAUUGAAUUUUUUCAUGUAUGAGUGUCACCAAAUCCCAAUAGACGACAUGGAAGGAGGAAAUGCAGAGGUCAUCUUGAGCUGGUGUUGAAAAGCAUAUAAAUCUUCUGCAUGUGGCACUCGUGACAUUUCUGAUAAUCACGUUUUGGACAAAUGUAGUGCCUGCACUCGCUCAGCCUGGUAAGCCAAGUGAUUGCUAUCACACAAAUCCAGUGCCAGCCCUGGUGCCUCAGCCCAUCCCAGCCUGGCUGCAGGAGCUGCAGUGAUUCCAGCUGCACAUUCCAACUGACUGGAGCAGCAACCCAGCUCCAGUUCCAGUUCCAGAACCCUUCCCUGAGGCAGCACAGGCUGUGAAGGCACCUUCUGCCAUGGCUUGGCCUCUGGAACUUGUGAGAACACCACAGAGCUGCCAGGCCCCUGUGCAGUUCCUGCACUCGUGCAGGGCAUGGCUGCAGACACUGACCUGCAGGGAGUGCCUUCAGCAAGCGGGAGAGCUGCAGCAGGGCACUGACACAGCCCUCCUCCUCCUCAAGGAUGAAUUUAGCUCCCUUAGGAGGCAAGGCUGGGCCUCUGGAAUUCUGCAGUGAGAAGUUCUGAAGAUGAGCAGCCAGUGCUCUGCCCACCCAAGCGUCUGUGCCAGCAGCAGUGACACACACAGCCAGCACAGCCGGCCUCCCUCCGCACCCAGAGGCAAGCAGAGCUUUCAUUUCAUUACCAUGGCUUUAGAAAGCUCUUAACUAAAUCGACUUCCCACACUGCCUCUAAAUGCAGACUGCAUUUAGAAGAGCAGCAGCACAUAUUUGGGAUUUAAAAUUCUGAGUUUUAAUCACAGCUUACUGGGGAGCAAACAAAAUAUGUUAUCGGUGGUUGUUGCCUAAUGUGCUGGAUGCUCCCAUAUGAACUGAGAUAAAUGACACAGGAUCCUGACUAUCCAAAAAGAAAAAAAAUAAAAAUCAGGUAUUCUAAAGGGACAUCAUCUGGCACAGCGUAGAUGUUAUGGUCAUUUAUUUCCCCAAUAGAAGCUGCCAAUUUGGAGUACACCAAUCAUCUCUGCUUGUACGCAGUGGACUGCUAGUUUUAAACUUUAUUUCCUGAUACUGAAUUUGCUCCUAGAAAAACUUAGUGGAGCCUAUUGCUCACCAGAAGGGAAUUGUUGCAUCCUGCAGCAAGGCUCUGAGAAUCCUGCAGCAGCUCUGCUGUGGGAGCCCAGAAUGGGCAGAAAUGGAAGGGCUUUGGAAGAUGACUGUGAGCAGAGAAUGCUAAUAACCCUAAUAAGGAAAUUAAGUUUUGCUGCAAGUCCUGUAAAUGUUACUUUACAAGCCUGGUAACACCAAAUGAAUUCAGGGCAAGACUCUUUCAACAAGAAAACCCAGCAAUAUUGAAGAAAAAUUCUGAGAAAGUCUCAAUUCCUACACCCAACUGAGAUGGAGAAUUAAGGCAGAUUCUCCUUGCUGUUGGUUCCUCCCUAGGUAUGAGGAGAAAUGGCACCCAACACACAAAGCCUGUGGCAGAAACAAGGAACAGCUGAUGGAACUGCUCUGACACCCCUCAGCAGCCUCCCUCCUUCUCCUUUUCACACAGGCCUCACAGCAGAGGCAGCAGCCAUCUGCCCUGGGCUCCAUCUACAGCAGACAGUCAGUUAUGAUCUGGACUCUGAUUUAUCCUUCCUGAGCAACAACUGCAUCUUCACAAGCCUCAGGUUUUUAUCCUAGUCAAAAUCACAAGCUCCUAGAAGAGCAAAGAUCUCACAAUUUCAUAUUCCUUGUGGAAGUUUCCAGGUUACUGUGUUUGUAGCAGGUAACCAUAAAUUUUAACAUUAACACUGAACAAAUAAUCACAUCAUUUAUUCUACAUGCAAGUUCAGUAUUUACCUUACCUAGGAACUUUUGCUUGAUGCUAAACAGCAAUUGUGAUUAAAAUGAUAAAUCCCAAAUUGAAAUGCCCAUUCAAGUUAUUUUUUUAGAGUUGCAUGGUACACAAACAGCACAAUCUGAAUUCUCCUUGGUGCCAAAGUUGAGUUACCCAAUUUACACACUAGGAAGAGCCUUACAGUUUCUACAGAGGGCAAAGUUUGUAGACAAAUAAUGCCUCCUCAUAUCAAAGCUGACUACAGAAGGUCUGCAAGUGGCACUCGAUGCAGGUUUCCUUCUUGAAAGGAAUGCUGAAUUUAAAUUUUUCCUUCUUCGAAGGGACUUGGAAUCUGAUUGUGCCUUUGUUAUUUUGCUAGUCCUGGGCAGACUGACUUUUUGAACAGAUGCAAGAGGAGCAGCCCAGAUCUAUUCCCUCACUAGCCAGUGUGGGGGAGCAAGGUUCCAGCGGGCUCAGUGGGAAGGUUUUCUUUCUGUUUAUGCUAAAGGAACAGGUUAUCACAAAAACAAGAAAUAGUGACCCAUUUGACUAUGGACACCACUCACCUUUUAAUGCAUUUGUAAUUCAAGAGCCUGGGAGAGCUUCUAAGACAAGCUGCACCUCAAAAACACGAUAGCAGAAUGUCACUGGUUCCAAACAUUCUUUAUUUUAUAUUGGCUGCCAUAGAAAGUAAUUGAACAGCACUGUCAUCAGUGUCAGUGGGAAAAAGGAACAUGGGUUUUCUUCUCCUGAAGAUGUCAUGUACAUUAAGAAGUCAGUCCAAAAUCCUGGUUUUAAGUACAAAAAGCAACUGUUUGAAUUAUAAAAUACUGUAUAUACAGAUACAAAAAUGUCUCAGAAAGUGUCCCACAAAGCUUCUGAACUUUCAAGAGCAAAUCUUCAGCAGGGUAAGUAGGUUGUUGUCUUCAAAGGUGAGCAUCAGUUCAUUAGAGCAGAAUGUUUCAAUCUUUAUCUUCCUAUAUUACAGGUGACAGACUCUGAUUUUCAUCCCAGGCAGGGAUAAUGUGGUGAUCCUAGUAUUAAGGUGUUUUUUCCUGGAGCUAUUAAUUUAACAAGCACACUCUCUCUAUAUAAAAAUGAAAUUUCAAAGAAAUUUAUACAACAGCUAGACUUUAUAAAAAUAUAGAUCUAUAAUUUUACAUCAGGAAUUAUCCAAGGUAAGUUUUCAUUUCUUUAGCCAUUAGAAAUUAAUUGUUAUCCUUUGGAAUCCUAUCUAUGGCUAGUGUGUAAACUAAAAUAAUGUAAAGUUACUAGCUGGUAAAGCGAGUUUGAAGAAUCUUAUUUUGUGGGGUUUUUUUGGGCCAAAAUUAACAAACUACUGCAUUCUGCAGUGCUCAUCCUCUGUGGUGGUGGACAUACUACACAGUACAUGUAAGCUUAUUCCAGAAUUUUCACCUAAUUCAGUGUAAAAACCAAAUGAAAA